Cucurbitaria berberidis CBS 394.84 is the source of this 1667-nucleotide messenger RNA. Its product is annotated as PQ-loop-domain-containing protein. The coding region runs from base 353 to 1309 and encodes 318 amino acids. Lineage: Eukaryota; Fungi; Ascomycota; Dothideomycetes; Pleosporales; Cucurbitariaceae. The record is from RefSeq and is a predicted model, not a curated record. The transcript is spliced from 13 exons.
CAAAGCGUGUUACCCACUCCUCCCAGUCACGGCAGACUGGUUAUGUUCCCCGGUAUCUCAUUAGUGGAAACUCUCAGUUACACGGGUUCUUGCUUCCUGUCAACUCGAUUGGAGAAGUGACACAGCUACUUUCGUUCCCAAUAUCACAUCGACCUGCAUUCCAUAGAAGAAGCAUACAUACGCGGUGACGUGUAACUGCACUCAUUCACGAAUUCCUUAAAUCAUCGUUUGGCACUCAAUCAAUUGGGCCCCCCCCAGGUCACUUUCCAUCUUCUGAACUCUUCAAGCACAUCCUCGCCAUUAGCACGCCUUCACUUCUUAACUUCAUUACCGAGAGCCCGAGGACUACAUAAUGGACAGACCACAAGUGUUGAUACCGCCGGCUGCGAAUAUACUUGGUACCAUCGGAACUGGUUGCUUGUGCGUUCAGAUUAUCCCACAAAUAUGGCACAACUGGCGACGGAAGUCCACCGAGGGUCUGCCGGGAACGAUGUUGAUUCUUUGGUCGAUAUGCGGUGUGCCAUUUGGUGUAUACGCGAUAGUACAAAACUUCAACUUCGCCCUCAAAUUCCAACCCCAAGCCUUCGCCGGACUCACCCUCAUCGCUUGGGGCCAAACACUAUAUUACCACAACAAAUGGAGGGCCUGGACAGCUACUAUCGCCACUAUUGCGCUUGCGGGUAGCUUUGCUUUAAUGGAGAUGAUUCUCAUCCUUACUCUACGGACUCCUUACAGUAGAGGCGUUAAAUGGCCGAUGAUGCUUAUGGCGAUAUCCGCUUCUGUCAUUCAGGCUGUCGGUCUCAUCCCGCCCUACUUCGAGCUUGCGAAGAGAAAUGGGCGGGUCAUUGGUAUCGACUUCUGGUUCCUGACGAUCGACUACGCCGGUGCUUUCUUCUCGUUGAUGGCUAUUGUUGCGCAACAGUGGUUCGAUGCUCUUGGGGCUGGCCUGUACAUCGCAUGCCUGGCUUUAGAGACUGGGAUCUUCGUUUCUCAAGCUAUCUGGCUGUGGCGCAUUCGACAUAUCCGCCGUGAAGCUAAGAAAGCUGGUAUGACUUACGACCAAUACGUCGCCAAGCAUCCCUCGAAGAAGCUUCCUCGAUCCGACUCACAAGAGACCGUCGUCGACGUCGAAGCGUGUCACGAGUCGAACGCACCAGAUGCAUAUAACGAGAAGCCGAACACAAUUUUGACCAACAACACUGACACGACGGCGCAGACUUGCAGUGCAACAUCUAACGCCGUCGUUAGGCAAGAAGAAGCAGUUUCAAAGCCGCUCGUGGCUGUCCUGAAGCUUAGUGGAUCUAGCUGAUAGGAAUGUUUCGUUCCCUCUUAUUCCUCUCUCCUCUCUUGUUCGGGGGCGCCAGGUCACUGCUCUCCUCCAUGUACAUCAAGGCAAUACCUUCCUCUCCUCAUAUUGGAAAAGCAUCUCAUAGUCUGUCAAAAGUCGUAAGUUCGUGGGAGUAUUUGGUAAUACCCACACGGUAAAAGCGAAGCGAAGUUUCUUAACGUAUUCACGAAUCAUAUGUUCAGUUCAGGGUUUUCGUAUGCUAGGUUGGCGAUAAUAUUGGGUAUUUACGGGAAGGUGGCUUAUUCAAGGAGUUUGCCUUACGGGUAGGUUAUCACGAAUUAGGACAGGUUCCACUAAUGCAACAAAACUGCUCCUUGCA